Molecule: messenger RNA, 4876 nt
Organism: Betta splendens (Siamese fighting fish)
Lineage: Eukaryota; Metazoa; Chordata; Actinopteri; Anabantiformes; Osphronemidae
Product: NACHT, LRR and PYD domains-containing protein 12-like
Molecular function (GO): protein binding
Source: RefSeq, a predicted model, not a curated record
CCAGGACACAGCUCUCAUGGACAUAAUCUCUAUUGCCCUCUGUCUGUGUAUCUAUCUCUAUAUGUUUCAACUUGUGUUGUCAUACAGCCAAGUUUAAUUCUAAACCAGUAAUUCUCAUUAUUAUAUAUAAUUAUAAGUUGUUUAUUGUUUUUGGCAAAUAGAAAAACUAAAGUUGUAUGUUUCUCAUUCUUUUUCUAAGAAAAUAUGUUUUUACUAAAUUUGCUAAAUGUAUGUCUUAUCAAAAUGGAAUGAAUGUGCUAAUUUUGUCAAUGUGUUUAGAUGUAGAUUCAUUCUGUCAUAAUUAUAAUUUUUUGUACAACUAUGUUUGUAAGUCCAUAAGUGGUAAGUGUGUGAUAGCUGACCCAACCCUGGGUCCAAGGGAUUUGUUUGUCAUGUGCACUGCAUCCAACAUACACUUCACAUAUGUGUUUGGUAUAAUGUUGGAGCCCUGCUUCAUGUACUGCAAAUUAUUGUAGAGAGACAUCCUCUCAAUUUCAGUAGUGUGAGAGACCGAAAAAGAAGGUGAUGGAAAAACAAUGGAUUUCAAAAUAAACACUGACAAUAGUUAGCCACAGCGAUGUCUACCCUGCAGGCUGAGAAUCAUAAGUGCCUAACUGCUGUUACUCACACUGACAAAGCAUGCAAACCAUAGAUGUAUUGUAAAUGUAUUUCAGUUCAUUUCCAGAUGAAUGAUUUGUUUUUCUUCUCCACCUGAAAGUGGAAAGUGUGAAUUCAUGAGUCAGUGUGAGGACAGAGAGGAGGGAGCCCUGCCCUCUAAAACCAGUCUGCGUGAAGACCAUAAGAGCCAGAAAAAAGCUCAGAGGUUUCAUCAGAGACAAGAAUCUGCUGAACUUGGACGUGAACCUGAACCUGAACCCAGCUGCAUGUCCUUCCAGAGCGAUAGGUCAAAGGACAUUGUUGUUAAUUUUAAAGACCAACAUGCAUUAGAGUCAAAAGUGGACCAGCAGAGCUCAGAGGUUCCUAGUGCUCAGUCUGUCCAGCAGCACCAAACACACCUGGACUCCAUAUUUAUGCUGCUGAAGGAAAACAUUUUCACAUUUGUGCAGAAGGAGCUAAAAAAGAUCCAGAAGGGUCUGAGUCCAGAUUACCCAGAAUGCUUAGAGAGUCAGAGGGAGGAUGAGGAGGAGUUGGAUGGUGAGGAUGAAGAGCAGAGGAGGAGCAGCAGAGACGCGUUUCUGAAGAUCACAGUGAACUUCCUCAGGAGGAUGAAGCAGGAGGAGCUGGCUGACUGUCUGCAGAGCAGAUCUGCUGCUGGACUUUGUCAGGAUCAACUUAAAUCUCGCCUGAAGCAGAAGUUCCAGUGUGUCUUUGAAGGCAUCGCUAAAGCAGGAAAGCCAACCCUUCUGAACCAGAUCUACACAGAGCUCUACAUCACAGAGGGAGGGACUGGAGAGGUCAACGAUGAACAUGAGGUCAGACAGAUUGAAACAGCCUCCAGGAAACCAGACAGAGCAGAAACAAGCAUCAGACCAGAAGACGUCUUUAAAGGCUCAGCUGGAAGAGAUGGAGCCAUCAGAACAGUGAUGACAAAGGGAGUGGCUGGCAUUGGGAAAACAGUCCUAACACAGAAGUUCACUCUGGACUGGGCUGAAGGCAAAGCCAACCAGGACAUACACUUCACAUUUCCAUUCACCUUCAGAGAGCUGAAUUUGCUGAAAGAGCAAAGGUUCAGCUUGGUGGAACUUGUUCAUUACUUCUUCAGUGAAACCAAAGCAUCAGGAAUCUUCAUUUUUAAACACUUUAAGGUUGUUAUUAUCUUGGACGGUCUGGAUGAGUGUCGACUUCCUCUGGACUUCAACAAGACUAAAACCCUGACUGAUGUCACAGAAUCCACCUCAGUGGAUGUGCUGCUGAUAAACCUGAUCAGGGGGAACCUGCUUCCCUCUGCUCACCUCUGGAUCACCACACGACCUGCAGCAGCCAAUCAGAUCCCUCCUGGGUGUGUUGACAUGGUGACAGAGGUCAGAGGGUUCACUGACCCACAGAAGGACGAGUACUUCAGGAAGAGAUUCAGAGAUGAGCAGCAGGCCACAACAAUCAUGUCCCACAUCAAGACGUCACGAAGCCUCCACAUCAUGUGCCACAUCCCAGUCUUCUGCUGGAUCACUGCUACGGUUCUGGAGGAGCUGCGAACCAGAGAGGGAGGAGAGCUGCCCAAGACCCUGACGGAGAUGUACAUACAUUUCCUGGUGGUUCAGACCAAAGUGAAGAACAUCAAGUAUGAUGGAGGAGCUGAGACAGAUCCACUCUGGAGUCCAGAGAGCAGGAAGAUGAUUAAGUCUCUGGGAAAACUGGCUUUUGAGCAGCUGCAGAAAGGAAACCUGAUCUUCUAUGAGUCAGACCUGACAGAGUGUGGCAUCGAUGUCAGAGCAGCCUCAGUUUAUUCAGGGGUGUUCACACAGGUCUUCGAGGAGGAAAAAGGACCGUAUAAGGACAAGGUGUUCUGCUUCAUCCAUCUGAGUGUUCAGGAGUUUCUGGCUGCUCUUCAUGUCCAUCUGACCUUCAUCAACUCUGGAGUCAACCUGCUGUCACAAAUAUCUUGGUUUAAACAUUUUAUGAUGAAACAUAGAACUUCACAGUUCUACCGUGGUGCUGUGGACAAGGCUUUAGAGAGUCCAAAUGGACACCUGGACCUGGUCCUCCGCUUCCUCCUGGGAUUUUCUCUUGAGAAAAACCAGUCAUUCUUACAAGGUUUGAUGACACGAAUGAGAAGUAAUUUACAAACCAAUCAGAAAACAGUUCAAUAUAUCAAGAAGAAAAUUACAGAGUUUCCUUCUGCAGAGAAAAGCAUCAACCUCUUCCACUGUCUGAACGAGCUGAAUGAUUGUUCUCUAGUAGAGGAGAUCCAACACUAUCUGAAAUCAGGAAGUCUCUUCAUAUAUAAACUGUCUCCUGCCCAGUGGUCAGCUCUGGUUUUCAUCUUAUUGUCUUCAGCAAAUGAUCUUGAAGUAUUUGAGCUGAAUAAAUUCUCUGCUUCAGAGGAGGCUCUUCUGAGGUUGCUGCCUGUGGUCAAAGCUUCCAACACGGCUCUACUGAAUAGCUGUAACCUGUCAGAGAGAAGCUGUGAAGCUCUGUCCUCAGUUCUCAGCUCUCAGUCCUCUAGUCUGAGAGAACUAGACCUGAGUAACAACAACCUGCGGGAUUCAGGAGUGAAUGUUCUGUGCGCUGGACUGAAGAGUCCUCACUGUCGACUGGAGACUCUCAGAUUAGGUGGCUGCAGUUUGUCAAAGAUCAGCUGUGAUUCUCUGGUCUCAGCUCUGAAGUCCAACCCAUCACAUCUGACACGACUGGACCUGAGUAACAACAACCUGCAGGAUUCAUCAGUGAAGCAUCUGUGUGGUUUUCUGGAGAGUCGUCACUGUCGACUGGAGACUUUGAGAUUGAGUGGCUGCAAUUUGUCAGAGAUCAGCUGUGAUUCUCUGGUCUCAGCUCUGAAGUCCAACCCGUCACAUCUGACACAACUGGAGCUGAGUAACAACAACCUGCAGGAUUCAUCAGUGAAGCAUCUGUGUGGUUUUGUGGAGAGUCGUCACUGUCGACUGGAGACUCUGAGAUUGAGUGGCUGCAGUUUGUCAGAGAUCAGCUGUGAUUCUCUGGUCUCAGCUCUGAAGUCCAACCCGUCGCAUCUGACACAUCUGGACCUGAGUAACAACAACCUGCAGGAUUCAGGAGUGAAGCAUCUGUGUGGUUUUCUGGAGAGUCGUCACUGUCGACUGGAGACUCUGAGACUGAGUGUGUGUGACCUGUCAGAGAGAAGCUGUGAAGCUCUGUCCUCAGUUCUCAGCUCUCAGUCCUCUAUUCUAAGAGAACUGGACCUGAGUAACAACAACCUGCAGGAUUCAGGAGUGAAGCUACUGUCUGCUGGACUGAAGAGUCCUCACUGUCGACUGGAGACUCUCAGGCUCUCAGGCUGUCUGCUCUCAGAGGAAGCUUGUGUCUCUCUGGCCUCAGCUCUGAGCUCCAACCCCUCCCAUCUGAGAGAGCUGGACCUGAGCUACAAUCAUCCAGGAGACUCAGGAGUGGAGCUGCUGACUGCUGGAGUCAAGGAUCCACACUGGAGACUGGACACUCUCAGGGUGGAGCCUGGUGGAGUCCGAUGGUUGAGACCAGGUCUGAGCAAGUAUUUCUGUCAACUCACCAUCGACACAAACACAGUGAACAGGAGACUACAACUGUCUGACAACAACAGGAAGGUGACACGUGUGAAGGAGGAUCAGUCAUAUCGUGAUCAUCCAGACAGAUUUGACUACUGGCCUCAGCUGCUGUGUAGUAAUGGUCUGACUGGUCGCUGUUACUGGGAGGUUGAGUGGAAAGGAAGAGUUCAUAUAUCAGUGAGUUACAGAGGAAUCAGAAGGAAAGGAGGCAGUACAGACUGUUGGUUUGGAUUCAAUGAUCAGUCCUGGAGUCUGAUCUGCUCUGAUGAUGGUUACUUUGUCAGACACAAUAACAUAAGAACAUUCAUCUCCUCCUCUGUGUCUGACAGAGUAUCAGUGUAUGUGGACUGUCCUGCUGGUUCUCUGUCCUUCUACAGAGUCUCCUCUGACAAACUGAUCCACCUUCACACCUUCAACACCACAUUCACUGAACCUCUUUAUCCUGGGUUUGGGUUUAUAUUCCGUUCUCCUCGUUCCUCAGUGUCUCUGUGUGAUGUGUCGUAGUGAGAGUUUGAUCCUGUCAGAUAGAUGUAUUAAAACAAACUAUGGAGCAACUUGUGGAUUGUCGUUAUGUAUGAUUGUGUGCUCUUUGCAUUACACCUCUGGUGUAUGUCCUGAUCUCCCCAGCCAGUUUUUGAUUUUCUUUUCCCAUUAUCUUUCAUAUUACUCUUUUAUUAAAAUAAACUGCAAAUUGUCUCUCA